Messenger RNA from Mesoplodon densirostris (Blainville's beaked whale), 639 nucleotides. Its product is annotated as ferritin heavy chain-like. The coding region runs from base 1 to 639 and encodes 212 amino acids. Gene Ontology annotation, biological process: iron ion transport; intracellular iron ion homeostasis. NCBI's taxonomy places the organism in Eukaryota, Metazoa, Chordata, Mammalia, Artiodactyla, Ziphiidae. Gene Ontology annotation, cellular component: cytoplasm. The transcript has a single exon. Gene Ontology annotation, molecular function: ferric iron binding; ferrous iron binding. The record is from RefSeq and is a predicted model, not a curated record.
AUGGGAACGCUCCGAGGCAGCGACUGCAGGCCCCGCGGCUUCACCUUCACCUUGGCCUUCACGCCCGCCACGAUUCCCGUCCCGUCCACCGUGAAGCAAGCGCCGUCCUCGCAGGUGCGCCAGAACUACCACCCCGACUGCGAGGCCGCCGUCAACAGCCAUUUCACCCUGGAGCUCCACGCCUCCUUUGUGUGCCUGUCCGUGGCCUUUUACCUUGACCGCGACGAGGUGUCCUUGAAGAACUUCACCCGGUUCUUCCUGCGCCGCUCCCACGAGCACAGCGGGCGGGCCCAGGGCCUGAUGCGCCUGCAGAACCAGCGCGGGGGCCGCCUCAACUUCCAAGACAUCAGGAAGCCAGUCAGUGACAACUGGAAGAGCGGCCUCAAGGCCAUGAAGUACGCCUUGUCCCUGGAGAACCGCGUGAACCAGAGCCUGCUCCACCUGCACCAGCUGGCCACCGACAAGAGCGACCCCCACCUGCGCCACUUCCUGGCAACUCACUACCUCAGCCAGCAGGUGGCGUUCAUCAGAGAGCUGGAGGGUCAUGUCACCACCCUGAGCAUGAUGGAGGCCCCGGAUGUCGACCUGGCAGAGUCCCUCUUUGACAAGCUCACCCUGGGCGACAGCGACAAGAACUGA